AUGCGCUCAUUCAGCAACAACAACAACAGCGACUCCGAAAGCGUCAGCCCGCUCGUCUCGCCGGAGACAACGCCCACCAAGAAACCUCUGCCUGCGCCGGCUCGAAUGCGGGGUCAUAUGAAUGUGAAUGUGAAUGUGAAUGUUAAGCCUACGGUGCAGAUGAGGGGGGCAAGGGAUACGGAACCAUCGAGGGAUGGUGCUACCGCUACCGCUACUGCUACCACUAGGAGUACUCGGGUUCCACGCGCGGAAGCGGAAGCGGACAGCGGAACGGGAACGGGAAGGGGAAGGACACCAGCGACAACGGCCGAAUUAUCGGAUACGGGGUUCUAUCGGCAGCGAGCGGAGUUGCCUGCGAGGAUGGAGCGGGAGUUGAUUAAUGUUCCGUGGAGCAGGAGGCGAUGGGAGGAGGAGGGGGGGGAGGAGCGGGGAGAAGAUCUUGGUCAUGCAGGUGGGGAUAGCGCGAGGGCGAGGGAGAGGAAGAUUGUGACGGCGGAUGGGGCGGUGAUGGUUGCGAGUAUUCAGACGGUGGGUGGGGAUGAGGUUUUUGAUUGA
Molecule: messenger RNA, 555 nt
Organism: Aspergillus aculeatinus CBS 121060
Lineage: Eukaryota; Fungi; Ascomycota; Eurotiomycetes; Eurotiales; Aspergillaceae
Exons: 1
Coding region: 1-555 (184 amino acids)
Source: RefSeq, a predicted model, not a curated record